AGCGCAGGCGGGUCCAUCCACCGUUCCCCGACCGCCAUGUCCGACGAACCCGCGCCCGAGGAGACUCCCGCCGAGGAGCCCGCCGCCGAGGAGCCCGCCGCCGAGGAGGCUCCCGCGCCCGAGGGCGACGCGCCGGCCGAGGAGGAGGCUGCCCCCGCUGAGGAGGAUGCCGCGCCAGCCGAGGAGGAGGCCGCGCCAGCGGAGGAGGAGGCCGCGCCCGCCGAGGAGGAGACCGCGCCCGCCGAGGAGGAGACCGCGCCCGCGGAAGAGGAGGCCGCGCCCGCGGAGGAGGAUGCCGCGCCCGCUGAGGAGGAUGCCGCGCCCGCGGAGGAGGAGGCCGCGCCCGCGGAGGAGGAUGCCCCGGCCCCGGCUGCGGAGGAGCCCCCCGCCGAGCCGGAGCCCCCCGCCGAGCCCGAGCCCGAGGCGCCCGCCCUCGCCCCCGAGCCCGAGCCCGAGCCCGAGGCGACCGAUGCGAUGGAGCCCGAUCGCGAACCCGCCGCGCCGGACCCCCCGCGCUACUCGCGCAGCAAGGAGAACGACCACCCCAACCCCAACGGCGCCACCGCCGCGUCUGCCGAUUCCCUCCUCUCCAAGCGCCAGCCCGUGCACGCCUACCUCGCGCAGAACAUCCAGCUCGCGGUGCGCCACGCCCUCCGCGCGCUCUCCUCGCAGCGUCCGGAGGAACCCUUCGUGCUCGCCGCCGACGUCAUCCGCAGGUGGACCCCCGAGUCGCAACCGCCGCGGCUCUCCCGCCCCGCCGGCGGCGUCGCCGUGGGCGCUCGAUCGUACCUCGAGGACACCGGCGUCCUUGCCGUGCUUCACGACGGGAUGUGCGCGAUGGCCAAGGUUCGACCUGCGGACCCGAGGCAGUUCAUCGCGGACUACCUCCUGGACCACGCGCCGGUGCCGGAUUACGUCAAGGCGAUGGACUCGUUUGACGCAGACGCGGUUGGAUCGAAGAUGGACGAGCUUCACAAGGGAGCCAGGGAGGCUCUCUCGAACAAGGUGGAGUGAGUGAACGGUCGGGGGGGCGACGUCGGUGGGACGGCGCGAGGGCGAUGCGACUGAGGGGUUCGGCGACGGCCGCGAGGGGUAGAUACGGGGAUGCGCACGAUAGCCGGGACAUCGCGUUGUACAUGUUGACGAGCUGCG
Molecule: messenger RNA, 1152 nt
Organism: Micromonas commoda
Lineage: Eukaryota; Viridiplantae; Chlorophyta; Mamiellophyceae; Mamiellales; Mamiellaceae
Exons: 1
Coding region: 37-1014 (325 amino acids)
Source: RefSeq, a predicted model, not a curated record